ACUCAAAACAAAAACAAGGGGUUUGCUCGGGCCUCCGCUGGGGCGCUGAGGCUGCGGCGGCGGCGGGGCUGUGAGGGGCAGGCCUCGAGGGGCCGGCGCGCGCCCCUGCGGACGGCGGCGCGGGGAGCGGGAUGGAGCCGGGGCUGUGAGGCCGAAGCGGCGGUGGCAGGGAGGAAGGGUCGGAUGCGGGUCCGGGGGCAGCGCUGAGGCGGCGGGUCCCCGACCUCGGAGACCGGCUCGGAAGUCCCCGCCGCGCCCAGUCCCUGCGGACCGCGAGGCCGCGGGCCGCUGGAGGCGCGUCUGCGGCACGAUGAAGGAUUUGGGGGCAGAGCUCUUGGCAGAUCGUGAAGGGGUCCAGCUCCUUGGAUUGUUGACCCUCUACCUGGAGCAAGAACAGAGAUUCCAACCUCGAGAAAAAGGGUUGAGCUUGAUCGAGGCUACCCCGGAGAAUGACAACACUUUGUGUCCAAGAUUGAGAAAUGCCAAAGUAGAAGAUUUAAGGAGUUUAACUAACUUUUUUGGAUCUUGCACUGAAACUUUUGUCUUGGCUGUCAAUAUUUUGGACAGAUUCUUGGCUCUUAUGAAGGUGAAACCUAAACAUUUGUCUUGCAUUGGAGUCUGUUGUUUUUUGCUGGCUGCUAGAAUAGUUGAAGAAGAAUGCAAUAUUCCAUCCACUCAUGAUGUAAUCCGGAUUAGUCAAUGUAAAUGUACUGCUUCUGACAUAAAACGGAUGGAAAAAAUAAUUUCAGAAAAAUUGCACUAUGAAUUGGAAGCUACUACUGCCUUAAACUUUUUGCACUUAUACCAUACUAUUGUACUUUGUCAUACUUCAGAAAGGAAAGAAAUACUGAACCUUGAUAAACUAGAAGCUCAGCUGAAAGCUUGCAACUGCCGACUUGUCUUUUCAAAAGCAAAACCAUCUGUAUUAGCUUUGUGCCUUCUCAAUUUGGAAGUAGAAACUUUGAAAUCCGUUGAAUUGUUGGAGAUUCUCUUGCUAGUUAAAAAACAUUCCAAGAUUAAUGACACCGAGUUCUUUUACUGGAGGGAGUUAGUUUCUAAAUGUCUCGCCGAAUAUUCUUCUCCUGAAUGUUGCAAACCAGAUCUUAAGAAGUUGGUUUGGAUUGUUUCAAGGCGCACAGCCCAGAACCUCCAUAACAGCUACUAUAGUGUUCCUGAGCUGCCAACAAUACCUGAGGGGGGUUGUUUUGAUGGAAGUGAAAGUGAAGACUCGUGUGAAGAUAUGAGCUGUGGGGAGGAGAGUUUCAGCAGCUCUCCUCCCGGUGAUCGAGAGUGUACCUUCUUUUUCAACUUCAAAGUGGCACAGACACUGCGCUUCCCAUCUUAGAAAUCUGGUCGUUCUGUGUUAGAAUUUACAUGUACAAGUUUCAAAGCAAUAAAUGGGGGAGUAGGUAGUUUUCUGGUUCAGCCCCCAUCUAGGCAGGAAUCACAUAGACUGGAAUACCUGCCUUCUAUUUAUUAUUCAGAUCAGAUCUGGCCUAUUUUCAUAUUUAUCCUAAGCCAUCAAAUGGGUUAGUGCCUCUUAAAUAUAACAGUAAUUUAGACAUUGGCACUUUAUUUUUCUCUUGGAUCUUUAGGUACUUGGGGUAGGAGGGAAGGUGCUUAUACCUUCAGUUUAUUACUUUUCAUAAAAAUUUUUAAGGAUAAAUAGUGUAGCUUGAACAUUUAUAAAGCCUUCAGGUGUCUUUAUUGAAGCAGAUCGGAAGUGUGCAAGUGCUUCCUUAGCAGGGACAAUGGAUAACCCUGUAGUGGUUUAUCUCAGAUUUCCCCUCCUUCCUUUCUCAGAACAGAGAAUAUACUCUUAAAUGUCAAACACCAUUUUUGGUUUUGUUUUUUUAAAUGAUCAGUGUGUAUCUGAUGCAGUUCCUAUAAAUUUAGUAAUUAUAUUGACAUUUCUGUGAAUUUUGGUAUGUAAUGUCUUCAUUAAAGUUUCUGCUAAAGCAGAAAUAAUCGACAGGCUAAGGCUGUUAGUUGCAUUCCUAAUGCCUAGUAUCGUCAGACUAUAGUAUUAUUUUAAUGGUAUUUAAAAAAUUCGUAAUCUGCUAGUUUUGCAUGUGUCUGUAUGAAAGCAGUGCAGGAGGUUGAACACAACUAGGUAACUGUGGGAUUGGUAAGUGUUGAUCUAGUAGUACUUUUUAUCUCAUUUUCUUAUAUUAAAAAAUGUCUGCAUGAUUGCAUUUUAUUUCCUUUGU
This is a messenger RNA of Propithecus coquereli (Coquerel's sifaka), 2210 nucleotides long. RefSeq names its product cyclin G2 (gene CCNG2). Gene Ontology annotation, molecular function: cyclin-dependent protein serine/threonine kinase regulator activity. The transcript is spliced from 8 exons. Gene Ontology annotation, biological process: mitotic cell cycle phase transition; regulation of cyclin-dependent protein serine/threonine kinase activity. The record is from RefSeq and is a predicted model, not a curated record. Lineage: Eukaryota; Metazoa; Chordata; Mammalia; Primates; Indriidae. Gene Ontology annotation, cellular component: nucleus; cyclin-dependent protein kinase holoenzyme complex; cytoplasm. Bases 311 to 1345 code for a protein of 344 amino acids.